This is a messenger RNA of Eutrema salsugineum, 1517 nucleotides long. RefSeq lists its product as uncharacterized. The record is from RefSeq and is a predicted model, not a curated record. The transcript is spliced from 4 exons. The coding region runs from base 616 to 1296 and encodes 226 amino acids. Lineage: Eukaryota; Viridiplantae; Streptophyta; Magnoliopsida; Brassicales; Brassicaceae.
AAUUUUAAAAUCAUCACCAGAAUAUUAUUAAUAUAUUUCGUUUUCAAAAUCCAGAGACUCUCAGAAUAAUACCAUUGAUAUUUCGAUCUCUCCUGAAGACAAAAAAAAAAACUGGAAACUUCGACGAAUGUAAUAAUUUUUUUUCCUUGUCCUGAUUUAGUCUUUUGGAAUCGGUCUGAACUCGGACAAUUAAUCCGCCAUUUUCUCCUCGGUCUGAACUCGGACAAUUAAUCCGCCAUUUUCUCCUCGGUCUCUCUGCUCAUAUACUUCAGUAUCGGAUCUGGGUCUCCUUCGCUUUCGAUUCAAGAUUGUGGGGUAUUUUCUGGAGACGAGGCGUUAGCUGUAAUUCAUUGUUUACUUGCUAUUAAAGGCGACACAAGCGAGAAAUAAAAGAAAAAGUAUCUCUCACACACACACACACACACAUACAUAUACAAUAUAUAGAUCGAUACACAUUUUGCGUCUUUCUGUGUCUUCUUUCGUCUCUACUGGGAAUAGAUCUUGAUCGUAAGAGAUCGCUUUCUGAGUUUCGAUUCUGAUCGAUAGUGAUAAAUUGAGUUCUCUUUCGGUUUUUUGGAAUCUUGUCUUUGAGUGGGAAUCCCAUCUGGUUAGAUAAUGGGAAUGAGUCUCGAUUUCGAUGUUGAUCUCGAGAAAGGAAUCGUCGAUUGCGACAAUGUUUAUACGAAAUCGCCGGAGAAGCCAUUGAUACCGACGUCUCCAGAUAACAAACCGGUAAAAACCGGAGAAGAAACCGUCGGUUUAUUAGAAGGCGAUACAAGUCCGGUUCAAUGUGCGAUCAGUAAACCGGGAUGGGGAAGGAGCGAUCGGAAGGAGAAACGCAAGAAAUCAGCGUCGAAGCCUCCACGGCCGCCGCGUGGACCGUCGCUGGACGCGGCCGAUCAGAAACUGAUCAGAGAGAUCGCUGAAUUGGCGAUGCUGAAACGCGCGAGGAUCGAACGAAUGAGAGCUUUGAAGAAAUCUAGAGCUGCCAAAGCUGCUUCUGCAGCUUCUUCUCUCGGCAAUGUCUUGGCCACUCUUCUGACCGCUAUCUUCUUCUUCGUCCUCGUUUUCCAAGGAUUGUCACCAAGAGCAGCCGCUAGCUCCGGGAAAUCUCCCUUAGUAGACGCCGGAAAAGCCAGUGGUGGUUUUGUUUCGGUUCAAUAUGCGGGAAUUCCGUCUGCGAGCGAACCUGAUGGAGGUUAUACCAGACCGGGUUUAGCACAGAGAUUCCCAAAUUUACUAAAACCGGUUCCUGGUUUGGAGAACGAAAAGAAGAUAAAUAGAGUUUCAGAGUGAAGCGUAAAACCAAUGGGCUAGAAUUGGACAAUUCCAUAUUGGUUGAGCAAACCAUGUAUCGGUUUAGAUUGUCGGUGAACCUUGUUUUCGUACCGAUAAAUUUUCUUGGGCAUAAUCGGCUGCUUUCUCGGCGGCUAUGAAACAAUAACUAGCCGAUAUUGGUAAAGAGUGGUUUUGUAAUGUUUUUCUUGGAAUAAAAAUGAGAGAAGUUACAAAUAACC